GCAGAGGCGCGCGCGGGCCUGGUGAAUGAAAUGGGGUAGGUAGAAGGGUCGUGACGUCACUCGGGGCGCACUUAAAGCACGGCGUGCGGGCUGAGAGGUCUCAUUACGGGCCGCACCACGACCUAGCAAGAUGCCCAGGUGGAUAUCUUUGGGACAGCUGGUGGUGCUUCUGGCAACAUCUUGCUGCCAAGCAUCCCUGCCCGAUAAUGAGCAGCAGCCUCCAGCGUUGUGGGCCCGUAACAGCAGUCCCUACUGGCAGGCCCUGGUGCAGAACUUCAGGGAGGCUGAGAUGGCCAAAAGAGCGCCGUCAGACUUUUCCUUCUUUGGCAUGAGGGGCAAGAAGACGCCAAAGAACCUCAACUUUUUUGGCAUGAGAGGCAAGAAAGACGAUUACGAGAUGUCUGACGACUGGUAUGACACUUUCGACCCUGCUCUGGAAAAAAGGGCACCAGCAGCGGGUUUCUUCGGCAUGAGAGGGAAGAAGAGACCAGCGGGAUUCUUUGGCAUGCGAGGAAAAAAGGGCCCUGCUGUGAGCAAUUUCUUCGGAGUCAGAGGCAAAAAGAGUGACCCGGAAGAACUGGACAACCUGCUUCAGGCACUACUUUCUAAAGAAAGCCCGUCAUAUGUAGGGGGUGAAGUUGCAAGUCCCUACAUGGACUUUGAGGGCGGACAGAUGCAGAAAAAGGCGCCGAGCGGCUUCAUGGGGAUGCGUGGCAAAAAGGAUCAGGGCUGGUCCGAGACCAUCACUGGAUCACCUGCUCGAGAUGUGGUCGAGAAGGCAGAUGAACUUGGAAGGGUUUCGGACUAACGCCAACCAGCACCCAAGCGCCAGAAAACCCCUGCUUUCAACUAGCGACCGAAUCAACAACCCACACUUGCAACGGUCGACAACUUUGACCCGAACCCCUCAUGGCAAUACUUCUACUACAACCAUUACCUAAUCAUGAAAAUUUCGCUGACUCUUACGGAAAAAAAACUUGUGUGUUCUUGGUUGCUUUAAACCUUCUGCUGUGUCUACCGCGCAGCUCGGUAGAGCAGUCGCGUUUGAGCUAUCAAGAGUAGAAAAACCUGGACUGACUCUCGCAGCGCUCAGUCGUCAGUUUGCCAUGAUCACUCCGCUUCAACUCGUUUUGUUGCAUUUUGAGGCUGGACCUUUGAAAUUAGUUUGUAUAAAAAUAUAUAUCAAAUGGACGCAGUCUUCGUGGCAAACUGACUAGCUAUAUUCAGAAAAUCGUUGUGCUGUGAGCGAAAUAAGAACGAAAAUCGCCAGUUGGUUGACCCCCGUAUUUUCAAAAGAAAAAAGAGGCAGCAGAUUAAGCAAACAUUUAAUUAUAUAUAAAUUCUUCGUUUCUGAUUAAUGAAUUUGUAAAAUUAUUAUUUUCUAGAUAUCCAAAAUAGUAUAGUGAUGAAUUAAAAAAAAAACAAGCAAUCCAAUUAAUUACUAAUUUCUGCUCUCAUAAAUUACGUAAAUAACAAAAUAAAGCAUACACCUUUUAAAUAAAUUUGAGCCGAUAAAACAGGUAGCGUUCAACAGAUAAUUUGAUGAAAUGUACUUUUUAAUAUUUCAACUAAUUAACUUAAUAAGCCUGACGCGUCAACUAAAUGCGAGCAAUUUUUAGACAGAGGAGAGGAGUUCUAACUAUGUUAUCCGAAAUUUGAAAUUUAAAUAAAUGAGCAAACAUAA
Messenger RNA from Neocloeon triangulifer, 1684 nucleotides. RefSeq names its product tachykinins. The transcript is spliced from 5 exons. The record is from RefSeq and is a predicted model, not a curated record. Lineage: Eukaryota; Metazoa; Arthropoda; Insecta; Ephemeroptera; Baetidae. The coding region runs from base 131 to 808 and encodes 225 amino acids.